CGCUGAUGUAACUUCCUGCGUACCGCAAGAUGGCUGCUGGCAGCCGGUGGCUCCGGAGCUGCUGUUCCCUUCUCAGACAAAGUUUCCCUGUUGUGGUCAGUUUUAGGAGACGCUGCCUCUCAGGUGUGAACAGACAAUGGCACCAAAUGGUGGGCGUGGGGCUGGGAGUGGCCCUGUGUGCAGUCCCAGUCGUGGAGAAGCAGAACUCAGCUUCUCUCAGUAAUGAUGCCUUGAUUAAAAGAGCAGUUUCCUUGGUAACAGACAGUACUUCUACACUCCUCUCUCAAACAACAUACGCAUUGAUUGAAGCAUUGACAGAGUAUACAAAGGCGGUUUAUACACUGGUGUCUCUCUACAAGCAAUACACAAAUCUUCUUGGGAAGAUGAAUUCAGAUGAGGUGGAUGCAGUCUGGCAGGUGGUCAUAGGAGCCAGAGUUGAUAUGACAGCAAAGCAGCAGGAGUACCUGAGGCUGGAGUCCAGCUGGAUGACAGCAGUACGUCUUUCAGAGAUGGCCGCGGAAGCUGCGUAUCAGUCAGGUGCAGACCAAGCCUCGGUGACAGCCCGCAGCCACAUUCAGCUAGUCAAGACCCAGGUGCAAGAAGUGCGACAGCUGUCCCAGAAAGCAGAGACCACAUUAGCUGAAGCUCAAACAGAAGAGCUCCUCAAAAGUCAAGGAGAGGAAUCUUCACUGCCACAGGGUAUUUUAGGGAGCACAGAGGCAGGUGAGGAUCCUUACCUUCGGGAGGACUGAAAAGAAUCUAGGUGUCACCAAAAAUAUAUGAGAGUCACUGACUAAAAGAUCCCAUAGUUUCAGUGUGAGGAUAGUAUGGGAAACUGCUGAAAUAAGUCAAUGAUUCCAUUUUUUCCCCAAAAAGGAUUGCUUUACAAAUCAAUGCCAGUUAUCUAAAUGGCCUUGAUCUUGUUUGCAACUUAUCAUGUUUGUAAUACCUGUGGAUUCAAUUAUUGAAAUAUUGAACUAUGCAAAUGUGAAAGCUGCUAUCAAGGAUAGCUUGUUAAUUAUCUCCCUGCUGGGAGGGUCCUUCCCCUCAUUUGCUAUGUUUGUGAGAGCUCCCUAACUUAAAAGACUGAUUAGGUAUUGGCCAAAGAAGUGUAGUUAAAAGUCAUUCUUUUAAACGUGUGAAGUAAAUUGUAUCUGUUAGGAGAUACCUUUAUUAAACUCUUGUGGUUGUGCCCAUUUGGAUAAGGGAUUCAGUGCUGUCUUGUAUUGAACUCUGAAGUUUACAACAGAGCUGAGUCUGGAGAGCUGCAUCACACCACACUUAAUUACAAUCAGUCAGGGGAAACAUUGAUGUUAGUGUUGAAAAUUUUCUGCUGAGUUACCUGGGCCGUUAGUGAAGUUUUGCAGUUCAGGACAGCAACCUCUUUCACUUAAGAAUCACCAACACAUCUGCCUUUCCCGGGAAGAAAAGGGAGAUUUGAUACUUAAGACACUGUGCUUAUAAACAAAUUUGUUGUAGCAGCUGCUGUGUGCUUCUUUACAAAGUAGUGAGCAAAGGCAAGUUGAAAAUCCUUGAAUGCUUUCCAGCACAGGUUUCAGGAAAAUCAUCUCAAUUCUCUCUUUUUGCAAGCCUAACAUUUCACUGCAGGCUUCAAAACCACCACUGUCCUUCACUGCAUUCAUUUGCUAUGUUAACGUGAAACUUGCAGUAUUAACUGUAUAGAAAAUGUAAAUCUAAGCUGAGAUUGCUUUGUAGAACAGCAUCCAUUAGAACUUUGCCACUGCUGAUUUGAGCCAGAUAAUCUCCAAUUCAUCAGGUUUUGAAAGAAAACACAGCCUAAUUACUGGGUUUUCACUACAAAGUAGCAUCUGAUGCACUCCAUGUGUGUCAGUGUUGCUCUUAAGCACAAGUGUGUGUCAAGCACAAGUGAGUUGUGCUUGACAAGGAAUGUUGUCAGCUGCAGCCUAAGUCCAUCUGUGCCUCAUUUUGCUGCCUUUUGAACAGAUGCAA
Messenger RNA from Dryobates pubescens (Downy woodpecker), 1971 nucleotides. It is a transcript of the gene DIABLO, whose product is annotated as diablo IAP-binding mitochondrial protein. Gene Ontology annotation, cellular component: mitochondrion. Gene Ontology annotation, biological process: intrinsic apoptotic signaling pathway in response to oxidative stress; neuron apoptotic process. The transcript is spliced from 6 exons. The record is from RefSeq and is a predicted model, not a curated record. The coding region runs from base 30 to 752 and encodes 240 amino acids. Lineage: Eukaryota; Metazoa; Chordata; Aves; Piciformes; Picidae.